This is a messenger RNA of Clupea harengus (Atlantic herring), 1467 nucleotides long. Its product is annotated as ankyrin repeat and SOCS box protein 2-like. Lineage: Eukaryota; Metazoa; Chordata; Actinopteri; Clupeiformes; Clupeidae. Bases 1 to 1467 code for a protein of 488 amino acids. Gene Ontology annotation, molecular function: protein binding. The record is from RefSeq and is a predicted model, not a curated record. The transcript is spliced from 8 exons. Gene Ontology annotation, biological process: intracellular signal transduction.
AUGUACUGCACCGUGAGUAUCACUGAUGCGCCCCAGUCAGUGAUUGCAGACCCACUGACCACAGCCGUCACGAGUGGCUCAGUGGACACACUGCUGGAGCUGAUGAAGGCGAGAGGGGGUCUUAGAGAGCAAAGCAUUCUGGGACGUCUCCCAGUGCACUUGGCAGCCAUCCAUGGGCAGGAGGAAUGCCUUAGGAUCUUGCUGACAGCUUGUGAGCUGGAGGACCUAGACGUGGUGGAGCUGUUGCUGAACUACGGAGCAGGGGUGAACAGGGGCUGCUCUCGAGGCUGGACGGCUCUUCAUGAGGCUGUGUGUCGCAACAACGUAGAGAUCUGUGCGAUGCUUUUGAGGGCCGGAGCCAAUCUCAACCAGAGAAACAUUUACGGCAUCACGCCUUUCUUUCUGGCAGCACAGACCGGUAGUGGAGAAGCCUUGACUCUCCUCCUGAACCAUGGUGCUGAUAUGAACUUCCAAGUGAGUGACGGAGCCACUGCCUUGUUUGAGGCCUCCAAGAAUGGACAUGGCAGUGUGGUGAAGCUGCUUCUCGCUCACAAAGCUGAUGCCAACAAGCCAACCAAAACGAAGCUUCUGCCUCUACACGCUGCAGCCCAGCACGGCCAUUUUGAGAUAGUAAACAUGUUGAUCCCAGUCACCAGUGAGGACAGAAUCAGACAAAGUGGCAUCAGUCCGCUUCACCUGGCUGCCCAGCAUGACGAGGAUGAGAUCCUGGAGGUCCUCAUUCAGGCUGGAUAUGAUGUCAACUCCCCGCUCUCUCUGGACCAUUCACAGAAGUACCCGGACUGCCGGACCACGGCUCUGUACUUUUCAGUCACUAACGGCAACUUGGAUGCAGCAGAGAUGCUGUUGGAAGCUGGUGCUGACCCAAACCAAGACACGUUCCAGCCCCUUCUGGUGGCUGUGAGGCAGGGGAACAUCCAGAUGGUGCGACUGCUGGCGGAGCAGGGGGCAGAUGUUAACACCCGGAUGCCUAACUGUCAUCUAACAUUCCCUGCGGUGGUGAUGCUGUGCCUGAGAUUCCCACCAAUGCUGAAGCUCCUGCUGGAUCAUGGCUGCGACGCCCUGGCCUGUUUUCAGUGCCAGUGUGGCUCUAAUUCACACCCACCUGCCAAAGGGCUCUGCAAGGACGACCUUGGUCUCCAGAGGGAGGAGCCCUGCCUGCAGUUCUGUGAGGUGAUCUCUGCCCCCCGAGUCUGCAGCUGGGCGGGCAACACCAUCAACCUCCUCCUGGACUACGUGGGACAGGUGAAGCUCUGUGCCAGACUCACACAACACCUAGACGGCCACCAGGACUGGGCUGGAGUGAAAGACAGGACAAAGAACCCUCCAUCCCUCAAGCAGCUGUGUCGACUGCAGAUCCGUCAGGAGGCUGGACUUCAGAGGCUCGGGCUCCUGCACACCCUGCCUCUUCCCAGAAGACUAAUCAGAUACCUCAGCUAUGAUGAAUGA